CGAACUACGCUGACUGGUCGAUUUUUCACCUUUAGGAUAACCUGCCAUGAUCUCGUAGCUGUGUUUACUCGACAAGACUCGAAACAAAACUGAGUAAAACUGAGCAAAACUAAACAACACAGACUGUUGAUGCCGCAGCUUAGAAGCAAAUACAGAAAUAAAUAUAAUGGGUACCGUUAUAAUGCACCCCCAGGUAUACAUUUGGGGUAUUUCGAAUAAAGGGAGGAGCACGAACUCUAUAGACCUAUACCUGCUCGGCGCCCGACUGCUUUUAGUGCUGUAUCUUCGAAAAUAAUCCAAAAUUGACAGACAUAUUCUUAGAUAUAUUAGGAACAGAUUUCAGCAAUAAAAAAAACAUCGAUUUUUUGAGCCUCCUAAAGCAGGCUCCCCCCUUAAGGGGGUAGUAAGGUUAAUUCGAGCUAAAAAAGCAUAUAUUGGCUUUCUCACUUUAGCUCGCCUAAUAUAAAAUUCCUUUUUUCUUAAAAAUAUUUGUUUGAAGGAAUGAUUGGCCUUCUCACUUUAGCUCGCCUAAUAUAAAAUUCCUUUAUUUUUGAAAAUAUUUGUUUGAAGGAAUGAUUGGCCUUCUCACUUUAGCUCGCCUAAUAUAAAAUUCCUUUAUUUUUGAAAAUAUUUGUUUCGAAGGAAUGAUUGGCCUUCUCACUUUAGCUCGCCUAAUAUAAAAUUCCUUUAUUUUUGAAAAUAUUUGUUUGAAGGAAUGAUUGGCCUUCUCACUUUAGCUCGCCUAAUAUAAAAUUCCUUUAUUUUUGAAAAUAUUUGUUUGAAGGAAUGAUUGGCCUUCUCACUUUAGCUCGCCUAAUAUAAAAUUCCUUUUUUCUUAAAAAUAUUUGUUUGAAGGAAUGAUUGGCCUUCUCACUUUAGCUCGCCUAAUAUAAAAUUCCUUUAUUUUUGAAAAUAUUUGUUCGAAGGAAUGAUUGGCCUUCUCACUUUAGCUCGCCUAAUAUAAAAUUCCUUUAUUUUUGAAAAUAUUUGUUCGAAGGAAUGAUUGGCCUUCUCACUUUAGCUCGCCUAAUAUAAAAUUCCUUUAUUUUUGAAAAUAUUUGUUUCGAAGGAAUGAUUGGCCUUCUCACUUUAGCUCGCCUAAUAUAAAAUUCCUUUAUUUUUGAAAAUAUUUGUUCGAAGGAAUGAUUGGCCUUCUCACUUUAGCUCGCCUAAUAUAAAAUUCCUUUAUUUUUGAAAAUAUUUGUUCGAAGGAAUGAUUGGCCUUCUCACUUUAGCUCGCCUAAUAUAAAAUUCCUUUAUUUUUGAAAAUAUUUGUUCGAAGGAAUGAUUGGCCUUCUCACUUUAGCUCGCCUAAUAUAAAAUUCCUGUUUUCUUGAAAAUAUUUGUUUCGACGGAAUGAUUGGCUUUCUCACUUUAGCUCGCCUAAUAUAAAAUUCCUUUUUUCUUAAAAAUAUUUGUGUGAAGGAAUGAUUGGCCUUCUCACUUUAGCUCGCCUAAUAUAAAAUUCCUUUAUUUUUGAAAAUAUUUGUUCGAAGGAAUGAUUGGCCUUCUCACUUUAGCUCGCCUAAUAUAAAAUUCCUUUAUUUUUGAAAAUAUUUGUUCGAAGGAAUGAUUGGCCUUCUCACUUUAGCUCGCCUAAUAUAAAAUUCCUUUAUUUUUGAAAAUAUUUGUUCGAAGGAAUGAUUGGCCUUCUCACUUUAGCUCGCCUUAUAUAAAAUUUCUUCUUUUUUUUUUUUUUUUGAAAAUAUUUGGUUCGAAGUAAUGAUUGGCCUUCUCACUUUAGCUCGCCUAAUAUAAAAUUCCUUUAUUUUUGAAAAUAUUUGUAUACGCUUCGAGAACUGUUGCGUUGAUAAUACAUCGAAAGAACGUAAGCUACGCGUAGAAGACAUUACCUUUGGCAAGCUGCGCUUGGAAGAUAUAACCUUCGAGAAAAUUCACGUAGAUAUGUAAUAUAUCCAAGGAAGACAAGCUGCGCGUAGAGGAAAUUACUAUUGAGGAGCAAGGCAAAUUUAACGAUGUGAACAAUAAAAUGUCUCCUUUGGAAAUUGAGAAUGCAAAAGAUGAGAUGAAAUAUCUUGCAGAAAGAGAUGCUGAAGUUGAUAACGGAAGUGGUUCAAACUUUGGUCCAGAGGGGGAAGAGGAAAAUGCAGGCGAAUCGAAUGAGGAAUCGAUAAAUGUAACUAUUGGUGAAAAUGAACAAAAACUUUUGCAUGAUAAGGCACCUGAUGAAAAGGAAAAAUGCACCGAUGCAGAAGGUGAUACUACCGGCAAGAAUUCAGCGCAAAAGAGUACAAAAACGGUUGCAGCUUUGGAUGACGCAAGAACAUCCAAGGGUGGAUACAGCAGCAGUAAAUGCAGCAAGUCUGAUGACGAUAAAUCAAAGAGAAAAGAUGAGAAGUCCGGCGACAAAAAGGAUAAAGACAUUAGUGAACAAAAAUCAUCUUCAAACAUGUCUUCGCAGAAGGAUGACAAAGAAAAGUCUCCAGUGAAUAUCUCUACAAAAUCGUCGUCCACAGGAAAGCAGACAACACCUUCACGAAAUCUUUGGGUAUCCGGGUUAUCUUCAUUAACGAGAGCCAGUGAUCUGAAAACUAUAUUUUCUAAAUAUGGAAAAGUUAUCGGAGCCAAGAUGGUCACCAACACCCGAACUCCGGGUACACGUUGUUAUGACUAAGUAACAAUGUCAUCAUCGUCGGAUGCCAGUCGUUGCAUUGAGAAUUUGCAUCAUACCGAACUCCAUGGACGGAUAAUAUCAGUAGAGCGCACUAAAAACGAAAUCGGCAACUCAACAAGUGUCGCCAAAACACGAGUGGAUAAAACAAAGGUAGAUCCAGUUGGUAAAGCGGAUGUAGUAACAACCAUUUGAGAGUUACUAAUACCAUGGCAGCUUGCGUUAAAACAAACGGACAAGCUAAAAACCAAACGUCGAUUACAAGCUGCAAUCACUAUUUGUUUCGAAGGAAUGAUUCGCCUUCUCACUUUAGCUCGCCUAAUAGAAAAUUCCUUUAUUUUUGAAAAUAGCUCGUUCGUCUCGACUUUGACAUACAUGUCGACAACGAAUUGCUGGAAUAACCGACGGCACUUCAGAAUGACACUCUCCUCAUGUGUACGAAUCAUCAUACGAUACGCAUAGUAAUUCAAUUUUCCGGAUAAUCCAUUGUACAGGGUUGAGCUCGUUUCAUCUUGGAGGGCCAGAUAGUAUGUGAGACCGUUGUAAUCUUUUAUGUUACCGAUGCCAUCAAGAUAGUAACCUAUUUCGUCAGGAAUCGCGAGGGAGGGGAGUUUCAUCUCCAAAGCGGCAUACUCAUUCACUCCAUCGCCUCUCUCAGUACAGACAUAUCUCAAUCGCUUCCAAAGAAGCAUUACGUAAUAAUAUUGGUAUCCCGAGAAUGAAAGGUACUUUUGGAAAGCUCUGUCCAGGCGAGUCAUAUUGUUAUAACUACUCCUAAUAAUCUGUAUGUACCGUGAAAAAUCAAGUAGAAAUUCACGCGUCCUAAACAUAAAGUUUAUUAUAAAAUAAACACUUUUUAUUUUUGACACAAUCGCUCUAAAACUUGCCGCAAAUUCAACAUUGCUUUAAUCCUUUCUUUGUCAACCAGCAAUUUUUCCUUUACGAUCUUCAUAGUUUCUUCGUGCCGAAUCUCUCUUUCCGCGCUUCUUCUUUAAAAAAAAUCCAAUGUUUCAUAUGCAAUAGUUCUUGGUCGUUUUUUUCGGCCGACACCUUCUGUCUGGCUUUCUUCCACGCAGCUUUCCUCCUCACUCACUCCACUUUCAACUAAAUAUUGCAGUAAGCUCUGGAGGUUCCUUAUGGGAGGCUCAAUGGAGUGCUUAUUUCCAUAAACGUUGUCUAAAUCUUUAAAAUAUUAUUAUUCAAAAUAUUUUUCGGCAAAAAUGUUGUUGUUUAAUAUUGAGUGUACUAAAUGAAGUAUUUUUAUUGGUUCCGGAUUGGGUGUUGCACCCCACGUUUAUUAACAUGAGGACUGAUCACUUUACAGCUAGAGUGUUGGCAGUGCAUUGGCAAUUUUAUAACCGUGUGACUAGAGUAACAGUAAAUUAUGCGAACAUGAGCCCCGUCGAUGCAACCAACUACUCCCGGGAAAGCACUUUUUGAAUAAUAUGAAACUUUUGAAGCGUUUUGCUCCUCCUCAGUCAUUUGAAUUUUAAUCCAUUGGGCACAUAUACGUUGUCCAAUUAUAUUAAGAACCUCUUUAAUUACUAAAGAUAUCGUAGGUUGCGCUAACCCAGUGUUAAAAUCGAACAUCAAUUUUGCCCCUAAUAUUUUCGUCAUUGUGAUAUAAAUCAAAACUUAUAUCCAUUUUUUAUUUAUUUUAAUGUUUAUUCACUUUUUCGCGAGUGACAAUUGAAUUCAAUUGUUUAAAUAUGGCGUUUAAAAUUUUUUUAGCUGUUUCACUAUCUGUCAAAUUUCCGACCAAGUCGGGUUGAAAACCGCAAUAGGGGCAUUAAUUAUACAGAGUAUUCAAUUUUUGAGGGACAUUAUGCAUAUAACUUGUUUUAAUUAUAUUUAUAUUACACAUAGUUUCGAUGGAAUGACUCGCAUUCUCACUUUAGCUCGCCUUAUAUUAAAAUUCCUU
This is a messenger RNA of Bactrocera dorsalis (oriental fruit fly), 4553 nucleotides long. RefSeq names its product SAFB-like transcription modulator. Gene Ontology annotation, biological process: regulation of transcription by RNA polymerase II; regulation of mRNA processing. Gene Ontology annotation, cellular component: nucleus. Gene Ontology annotation, molecular function: sequence-specific DNA binding; RNA binding. The record is from RefSeq and is a predicted model, not a curated record. Bases 1991 to 2635 code for a protein of 214 amino acids. NCBI's taxonomy places the organism in Eukaryota, Metazoa, Arthropoda, Insecta, Diptera, Tephritidae. The transcript has 2 exons.